AUGUUGCUAUGUAUUGCAAUCCCAUUGGCUUUAUGUUGCUACUCUUCUAUCAUACCGCAUCUGGCACAUUGUAUACGUGGCUACGCUCAGCCUCCAGGAUUAGAACAUAUCUCAGCACCUGGAUUGCUCGCCCAAAGAGACAACUUGACGAAUCAAAAACUGGCGAUAUCUUUCAUCUCCACUCCAUAUGGACGACAUGGAUCCCUUGAUGUGCGAUGCAAAAGUAAGCGCAAGGGUAAUGUCGAAUCGCCGGGCAAACAUAGUCAUGUAACAACACCAAAAAAGUACCAGAAUUCUAACAGCCCUAAACAAGAUAGGAAAGCUAACAAAGGUGGCUAUUGGGAUUCUGAUGAUGAAUUUGGCAGUUUCACCGCACAGAAUCAUAUUCCCAGGUCCUACAAAAAAGGUGACCAAGAAUCUAUGCCGUAUAGAGGGUACAAUAACGCUAAUAAGCGACGACCAUUGUAUCAGAACACCGAUCUAGACUAUGAGAAACGCCCUAACAAGGGCCACAAUCAUGAGGUCGGCUCGAAUAAUCGAAAGGAUUACAAAAGUAAAAACGAAAACAGUAGUUAUGGAUUCGAUUUUGGUCGUAAUUCGACACGCAAUGACCCCAACAGGUGGCUCAUUAAAGGCUCACCAGGAACUAAACCAAAAGCUUUAGAUGUACCUCCAUCGUCCAAUAUAAGGGACACAUUCGUGGAACCUCAGGUGUUUAACGAUACUAGACGUAAACCGAAUCGCGGAAGCAAGAAAGCGUCCCAUGUAUAUAAUGAGGAUAGAUAUUCUUCUUCCAGCUAUUCUACGCGUAAUUAUGAUCCGCAAUAUCGUGGCGGUACAAACUAUCGGCAGGACCCAACUGCAGGCAUAUCCAUGUAUAACCGACGUAUGGCACAAGAGAACCAGAGAUUGUUGCGUCUAGCUACAGAAUCGGUCAACCCUUUGUUUCAGAAGCUGGCACACAGCAACCAGAAGAACCAGAAAUUGGACAUACCACCAACAUUAAAGCCCAAAAGUGCACCAAUUAACAAUAGGUUAAAGACCUUCGGAGAGAAGGGUAAUGUAAAGGGUAAUAGUGUGGUACAACCUAAAGGGAAGCAAGGAUCACAGCCUUUGGAUACUGGUGAUCUCCAAGCAUCGGAUCACAGCAAGGCUCUAGACAUAAGUGCUAGUGAAUUCAAUUCUUUAACUCUGGAUGUUCCUGGAAUAAGGUCGCUUAAAUGUGGCAAAAAUGUAUCCCCGGUCAAGCAUUCUGGUACUUCGACUGCUAAGCUUGAGGAGAAGCUCCAGCAACUUAAAUCAGCUGGGUUCAACGGAAUAGUUGACAUGAACUCACUAUUUCACGUAACACCGAAUGUUUUUAGCGAAUCAAAGGCAUCAAAGUCAUCAGAGUUGUCUAAUGCCGACUUCUCCUCCUUGGGUAUACGCAAUAAUGCCCUUAUAAAAGCUCUGGAAAAGAAGGGAAUAACCCAAACUACCAAUACACAGAGCAAAUAUAUACCUGUGAUUACAUCAUUUUUGGUCAAGAGCCAUGAAAAAUAUGAGCCCGUUCGUAGCGUGUCAGUCCAUGCACCUACAGGCUCAGGUAAAACGUUGGCGUAUCUAUUGCCGCUCUUAGAUCGUGUGCUCCGCUUGGAUAUACCAAAAGUCACCGGAGGAAUGGAAAGUUUGCCUGAAGAGGGGGAUAUGUUACGCUACAUCGAUUCGCUGUUCACUGAAAACGUGGUAAUCCUUACCCCGUCCGUUGAGCUCUCGGUUCAAAGCCAUAUGGUACUUAAGGAGUUGUAUCAGACGUAUGAUGCUGUUUCUGAAGAUGUUGAGCCGUCGGUAUCUACAAAAAAGAAAACGGCUGGACCAAUUAUUACCAAAACUUUGGAUCCCUUUCGCGCCGUAGGAGCCAAACUCCUGGGAAAGGUUGCCAUCCCUAUGGAUAAUAGUCAGUCGAAUGCCCCCGAUGGCGCAGAUGGUGAGGAAGAAUCCUCUGUGACACCGUUCAAGGUGGUUGCGGAUAUCAAGCCUGUCCUGCUAAUCGGGAAAGCUAAUGUGGCUAACCAAAAACGCAUCUUGAAGGAUCUCCGCAAACAACAAGAACAGUUACGUAAAGAGGCUAUUGAUGCUAUCAAGUCAUUUUACAAUUCGGCAAAGAUAUCUGGAACUCCUAAUCUGGUUAAACCUGUUGAGUUGCGUCGUAUGGUUGGUUUCAUGUUUACUACGCCAGGUCGUGCGCACUCGCUAUGGCAAAAUCAUAAGUUACUUGAUCUCAAGGGUACGAAGUACUGUGUAAUUGAUGAGUAUGACAGUUUCCUACAACUAAAGCGUUCUGUCAAAUCAGAUUCCGGCGAGACUACUACCGAGUUGGAGAACCCUCAAGUCAAGGAAGUUAUAGAUGUAAUGUUAACAGGUCGUUCAAAACCAUCGCCUGGUAAGGAUACAUCUUUGGGUGACAAGACCGGUAAAUAUAUUUUGUGUCUCUCUGCAUCCAGGUUGACCGAUGCCCCUUCCUGUUUUGGUAAGCUAGGUACUAUGUUAAAGAACUCUGAGGACACAACGAAUGUGGACCCUACUAUAUCGGCUACAUCGAUUUUAACAGAUGAGGAUGGCGAUACGGAUCAGCAAGGUGACGCGGUACCUCCUCCAAACAUUUUGCACACAAUGGCGCUGUAUAGUGUCGCUGAUGCGAAGCUUGCUUUACUACGGAAGAUUUUACACGCUCAUCCUUUUGAGAAGUCGGCACUGGUGUUCUGCGACUCGAAUGGUACUGCGCAAUUCUUGGAAUCUUAUUUGGGUGGGAAGUUCCCUUCUGCGGAUGUAACGUUGUUAAACUGUCGUCAAACCAAACUCGACCGUAAAAGGUCUUUUCAGAACGUACUACAAUCAAAUUUGUCUGGAAUAUUGACUGCUCAAGGUCCCUCACGCAAAGCUGGUAGUACCCCGGUACGGAGCAUUGUGAUAUCUACUCAACUGAAUUCGCGUGGCAUCGAUUUCAGUGGGUUCAGUCAUGUGAUACACUAUGACCUUCCUCAUGACGUAACUUCUUAUCUACACAGAAGUGGUCGCAUAGGAAGAGCCGGUAACCCCGGCAUAAGUAUAUCGCUUGUUGAAUACAAACACUUACCGGUGUUCCUUAGGGUGAUCUGUAACCGUUUGGGUACCGUGGUACACCCAGUGGAUGUAUUCAAGGUGACAAUGGACGUAUUUCCAACUGACGCUUCCUUUUUCCGCACUGCGGAAUAUUGGGGCCGCUUUUAUAGCAACCCUAAAUUGAAGGAUUUUGAUUGGUAUGGUACCCUAGAUGAUUUUCUAGAAAGUUUCAAUCGCAGUUUGUCCAGCAAGGUACCAUACGAUGCUUCAGCCGGAUUUACUCACAUCCCUGGCGAUUGCAUAAUUAUCAACGUUGGUUGUGGAAAUUCAGUACUACCUUUCAAGUUGUAUGAACUUGGAUAUCGCAGCUUAUACAAUUUGGAUUUCUGCCCGGCGGUAUUAGAUGAGAUGCGAUUGAAAGAUAAAAAUGGAUCGAUGCACUGGGUUGACAUUGAUGUUUCCAAUGAAUCUUACGAAAAGUUUGGGCAUGAUAUUGCUACUAAAUUCCACGGUCAUCCAAAGGUGAUAAUUGACAAGGCGUUUUUUGAUGCCUAUAUCUCAAUUGGGGAGAACGAAUCGCAAACUAUCACUCGUGAUCGUGCACGUCGUUACAUCAACUCUACAUUAUCUUUCAUGAGCGGCGACGAUGUGUUUGUGGUCUUUUCUUUGGCGCAAGAUUAUGUGGUUGCUGAGUUGGUGCGCAAUUUGUUGUUCAAGGACCUGUAUGUGGAUAUAUAUCCGCUAUACAGUUCAAAUUCCACAAAGGCGCAUAUGAUCCAGUUUCUAUUUGCGAUAUACAAGAAACCGGCAGGUAGCAAUACUCUCAAAAGUUCUACUCGAAAACAGUGUUUGAUGGUAGAGAUGCCUCAUCUCCCCUUGGAGGAGUUUGAACUGGGAGCGUUACCUAAGCGGGUGAGAACGGCCAAAGGUGCCGUUUUUCUUGGCGCAAAUAUGCAUGAAUACAGUGCAGGACGUCGUGUAACAUUUGAUAUUUAUCCUACUGAUUUUAAUAGGGAGGUGUGCUUUGCUGCCGCAGUAUAUGACUGCGUAUCUUGCGAAAAUGCUCCUAUACCAACUGCUGCAAUCAUCGUUCCUACUGCACAGGAGCAUUUGUGGCAAUACGCAUGUUCAGAGGGUAACGAGGAGUUGGCUUGUCAAGCUGGGGCUCGUCGUGUAAUCGUAUUAUGGUUGAAGUUCAGCAGUUCUGAUAAAGGGACUUCAAUCCCUGGAGAGCCAAGGUCAAACAUGGGAUUUGUGAACCCUUUUGACGCUUGUUUUGGAGAUGACGUCCUUUUGCGUUAUAUCCAGGAUAAUAUGAGUGACAUUCUGUUGAGUUUGUCAUUAAGUGGUACCCGUCGUGUUACAAUUUUAAAGGCUGGCGAUUCAUGCGCUGUACGUGCACCACGUCGAGUGGGCUCCUCUGUCUAUGCUGGUGACAUAGUGGUACAAGAGGUGUUGCAUCCAUCCGAUAGCGAGUUAGUACCCGGUUAUGAAGUAUUAACACGUCAGAUGGUUUUUUCAUGUAGCCCACAAAACGUGCAAUCUGAGGUUCGAUACUAUCUGGAUGAUAAUGGAAUCGAGGUGUAUUUGGAAGGCCGUUUACCUAACGAGUACGUCACUGCGAUGUUAUUGUCUAUGGCGUUCAUACCGUCUGGGGAGGGCAUCCUGGCAGUAAUGGGUAGUGGGUCUGGCAACUUGCCACGUCUAUUGCGUCGUGUUUUUGUUAAUAACCCAGUACACGCUAUUGAGAUUGAUGAUGCAGUAAUGCAUAUAGCAAGGUCACAUUUUGGCUACUCUCCUGACGCUGUCGUUAAUAUCGAGGGAGGGAAGUUAUCACCCGUACCUGGCGAUGACGUGGGUCUGCUCCACGUUUCCGGUGACGCUUUAGAUUACGUGGACUGCGUAUUGGAAUACAAAGUCUCAUCUAUCUUUAUUGACAUAAACAAUGUGCUUGAUGCCACCGAUGACAGUGUGGUUGAUUUGGAUAUUCAGGGAAAGAACUCAUUGAUGUCACCGCACCCGAAGCUAUUGGGACCAUCGUGGCUUGCCAAAGUGGCAACACUGCUAAAAAGGACCCAUGGUAUGCUGGCAAUCAACGUUCUGACACGUUCUUCCAAAGUGUUGGAGGCUGUAUUAUCUCGAUUAUCGUCGGUAUUUGCCUGGGUAGGCGUGAUCACAAUGCCAUCGGAUAUUAACAAGGUGGUUGUAUGUCUAGAUCACGAACCAUUGGACGCUAGUGCACGCUUUGAAGCAUAUGCAUCGACCCUUGCUGAAAACUCCGCAAUCGGUCUAUAUGCUCCACACGCAUGGUGUAGCGAAUCACUUUCUGUUUUUUCACAGUCAUAA
Messenger RNA from Babesia sp. Xinjiang, 5427 nucleotides. Its product is annotated as Methyltransferase-like protein 13. The coding region runs from base 1 to 5427 and encodes 1808 amino acids. The transcript is spliced from 6 exons. The record is from RefSeq and is a predicted model, not a curated record. Lineage: Eukaryota; Apicomplexa; Aconoidasida; Piroplasmida; Babesiidae. Gene Ontology annotation, molecular function: nucleic acid binding; ATP binding.